Acanthopagrus latus (yellowfin seabream) is the source of this 2050-nucleotide messenger RNA. It is a transcript of the gene pnoca, whose product is annotated as prepronociceptin a. Gene Ontology annotation, molecular function: opioid receptor binding. The record is from RefSeq and is a predicted model, not a curated record. The coding region runs from base 253 to 993 and encodes 246 amino acids. Lineage: Eukaryota; Metazoa; Chordata; Actinopteri; Spariformes; Sparidae. Gene Ontology annotation, cellular component: neuronal cell body; axon terminus; dendrite. The transcript has 3 exons. Gene Ontology annotation, biological process: neuropeptide signaling pathway; sensory perception; chemical synaptic transmission.
CCUCUCUCCCUCCGUCCUUCCCUUUCUCUCUCUGUGAUGAAAGAGGGAGUUUUGAAAGAGAGAGAGAGAACCAGAGGAGGAGGUUGAAGGGGAGGGGUGGGUCUCUAUAAGAGCAGCUGCCUCCAGCCUCCACGUAGCCAGAAAAACCACGCUGAGACGGAGGGAAGGAAACGUACGCUGACGAACCUCAACCUGCACCCAAGGGACCCCUGUUGGCACCCAUAAUCUCACCUCAAUACAGACAGUGGGACCAUGAAGACUGUGGUGGCUCUGCUGCUGCUCUGCCUGUGUGAUCCUGGACAGAGUGACUGCCAGAAAGACUGCCUGGCCUGCAGCAACAUCAUGCCCAAACAGCUCAGUUUCAACACCAUGGUGUGUCUCACUGAGUGCGAAGGAAACAUCUCCCCAGCCUUCUACUUGGACUUCUGUCGUAAGGUGCUCUCAUCGUCAAUCUCCUCCCUUGGUGGUGCCAUGAGGAAAAGAUCUCAGGAGGAGGCGGAGGCCCUGUUUCCUGAAGAGGAGGAGGAGCCGGUGGAGGGACGUCUGAUGCUGCCAAAUGCAUUGGAGAGGUUCGAUCACAUGACCCGGGCACUCGAGGUGGACGAAAGGGAUCUUGGUGGCAAGGGCAGCCAUCUGAACACUGCCUACAAUGCCCAGAAUGCCCUGUCUCUUGAGGAUGAGUAUGAUGAGGAGGCAGGGCAGGAAGAAGGGGCUGCUGACCUUGCAACAAGAGGACAGGGAGAAGUAGGGCUGAGUGUCUCCAAGAGGUUUGGCGGCUUCGUGAAAGGGAGGCACAACUACAGGAAGCUGAUGUCUCCCGGAAGAUCUUACCAGAAGAGAUACGGAGGCUUCAUCGGCAUUCGGAAGUCGGCCCGUAAGUGGAACAACCAAAAACGUUUCAGUGAGUUCCUGAAGCAGUAUCUGGGGAUGAGCGCUCGGGCAACUGAGUUCGACAGCGUGUCAGAAGGCCUCACCCAACAGAAUGAAGUUUAGCGGAGUGUUCCUUUAAGCCACUGACACAAAACAAUUUCCUGGUGUCAUUUCAAUGAUAUUGUUUUGCAUUUCAGUCAUAUCAAAAUUUUACUUGUGUCACCAGAGUUGACCGUUUGAGAUGAAGUAAGGAAUCAAUAGGUGAACAUAGAUUCAACAGUAAAACUAAACCCAUAAUCUGAGACUGCUAGCAGUUCUUUUGAGACACGAGAAUCCCUGGUAUCUUCUAGGCCACUGAGUUAUCAGAUCGUUUGUUCAUUGCCCUCCUGCGGGAUGUUCCAGCUAAACAAGCUGUGUUUGUUUAGCUGGCCAACACCUUAUCCUCUAGAGUUUGAAAGGAGACUCUCACUUUGGGAGAUCUUUGUAUUUCCACAGUGAAAAAAUAGCAUAUAAUUGAGUGUUUAAUGUAAUUUGCAAGGUUAACAAAUGCAUAAUUAUGCCUUUCUUAUCCCCUGUGUUAUACAGUAUAUUUGACCAAUUGAUUUCUGUGCUGGGUCAUCUAUAAAAUUUACAUGGAGGCCUUUGGAACCUCUGAUUUCCCAUCUAGAGGACCAAUCAUUUUCUUCAUUAUACUACCAUCUUGUGGCAAAAUGUGUAACUCAGUCUAUUUAAAAAGACAAAACUGGUGUUUUUCAUGUUUUGGCAUUAUGGUUAGGGCAGUUAUACAAAGUUUUCUGUAUGUGAUUUGUGGUAAAUAAAUUAAGCAACACAGCUUAACGUCAUUAAUUCAUCACUGUGCAAAAACACACCUGAGACAGGGCUACUAACGCAGGUUUAAUAUAAAGGUCUCUCAUUUAAUCUGGGGCAAUGGUGUGUGAAACACUACGCAGCACUCAAAACUCAUGCAUUACUGAUCUGUCUGACAAACUGAUGUGAUGUACAAGUGAGCAUCGUCUCUGACUGGCUGUUGUGCUUACUUAUGUAAAAACACAACAUACACAACACAUAUUUGCAGUUUCUUUUCUUCAAAGUGUAACAGUGUUAAAAUGUUUUUGUUGCCUACUAUGAGAACUUGUAAAUAGCUGAUUUAAACAUGUCAAUAAAAAUAGUUUACUAUUUC